This is a messenger RNA of Menidia menidia (Atlantic silverside), 1377 nucleotides long. The record is from the annotation of a GenBank genome assembly. NCBI's taxonomy places the organism in Eukaryota, Metazoa, Chordata, Actinopteri, Atheriniformes, Atherinopsidae.
AUGGCCAAGCAGACAGGGGUGUUCUACCUCACCCUCGUCCUCAUUCUUGUGACCUGUGGACUUUUCUUCGUUUUUGAUUGUCAAUUCCUGGCUCUUCAGCUGACUCCGAUCAUCCCUGUCAUAGGAGGUGUGCUGUUUUUGUUUGUACUGGGGACUCUUCUGAGAACCAGCUUCAGUGACCCUGGGGUACUGCCCAGGGCCACCCCAGAUGAGGCAGCUGACCUGGAAAGGCAAAUAGAUGUUGCCAACGGAAGCACUGGCUACAGACCGCCUCCAAGGACUAAAGAGGUGGUCAUCAAUGGGCAGACCGUCAAACUGAAGUAUUGCUUCACGUGCAAAAUCUUCAGACCACCACGUGCCUCUCACUGCAGCCUCUGUGACAACUGUGUGGAGCGUUUCGACCAUCACUGUCCCUGGGUGGGGAACUGCGUGGGAAGGAGAAACUACCGUUUCUUCUACAUGUUCAUCCUCUCACUCUCCUUCCUUACCAUCUUCAUCUUCGCCUUUGUCAUCACACACAUCAUAUUGCGCUCACAUCAGAGUGGGUUCCUCACUGCUCUCAAAGACAGUCCAGCCAGUGUGCUGGAGGUGGUUGUGUGCUUCUUCUCGGUCUGGUCCAUCGUGGGCCUCUCAGGCUUCCAUACCUACCUGAUCAGCUCGAACCAGACCACCAAUGAAGACAUAAAAGGUUCGUGGUCUUCUAAAAGAGGGAAGGACAACUACAACCCAUACAGCUACGGCAAUAUAUUCACAAACUGCUGUGCAGCCCUUUGUGGACCCAUCCCACCCAGUCUAAUUGACAGACGGGGCUUUAUCCAGCCAGAUGCCCCUCAGCUGACACCACCCACCAACGGCAUCACUAUGUAUGGUUCCACCCAGUCCCAGCAAAGCCACAUGUGUGACCAAGACCAGUGCAUUCAGAGCACCAAAUUCGUUUUGCAGGCCGCCGCCACACCCCUCCUCCAGCAGCAGAGCAGCGAGCCAGUCAUCAUGACAGCCUGCCCUGAAAACGGAGCGCCUCUACCGGGCCGCGCCUCCCUCAGCCUGGGAGGCCCGUGCACCUCUCUUCCCCUUGGGCAGCCCACCCCUCCAACAUCCACCCCCAGCCUCAGCUGCCACGAGGCGGACAUGCUGCCAAUUCAUGGACACAGCCACACACACACACACUCACACAACCACAUCCACCCCCUCCAGGAGCAAGUGGCCCACCACCACUAUCUCACCCCAGAGGAGGUGCCCUCUCCUCCGGGCAUGCUCCACUGCGGAAGCCCCAUGGGCCACAGCCACGCGGUGCAGGCAAGUUUCUACAACCCGGCCAGUCAAGACUCGCUACACGAGGACUCCGUCAGGGGACUGGUGAAGCUGAGCUCUGUCUGA